AGAUUUGGGGAAUAGACGGGAAUAGAGAUAAUUUAAAAAGAGACAAACGUAGAAUACGCGUGUUCAUUCUGUGAUGUUUAAUUGCGCCAAUUCAUUUACAAACAAUAGCACUUUAAAUGUGUGUCAGACGGUGUCAGAUUAUUAUAUUUGACGAUUUAUUAUAUUUAAGAAUUUCCGUAAAUUGAAAGGCUUGGUCUGAACAUAAUUUUAAUACCAAGGUAGUAAGUAGUGUAAUUCGUGUGUUGCAAUGUCUAUUACUACACUGUAUUAUACACAAUUAAAAAAGGAAAAUGCACACGAAGAUUCUAUUUGGUGUUGUGGCUGGAGUAAGAUAAUUAAAGAAAAGCCGAAAGAGGAUGAGAACACAGAAAAUAAUGAGAACUCACAAGAAUCUCAACAUGACGAGACUUCAGAGAGUGAGAACUACAUUAUAACGGGAGGACUAGAUGACCUGGUGAAGGUAUGGCAUUUGGACAAUGGGAAGUUAGAGGUGAAACACCAGCUGGAGGGCCACUCUCUUGGAGUCAUAUCUGUUGCUGUUAGUCCUGAUGGGAAAACAUUAGCAAGUAGUUCUCAAGACUCCUCACUCAUACUAUGGGAUAUAGCCAGUGGUGAGAAACUAAAGAUGAUGGAAACCGGACCAACAGAUGUGUGGACACUAGAUUUCUCGCCCGACGGCAAGCAUGUGAUCUCAGGAAGCAAUGCUGGCAAGAUUCUGAUCUUCUCUGUUGAAAGCGGCAAACAGGAACAGACUUUAGACACAAGAGGAAAAUUCACAUUAAGUGUAGCUUAUAGUCCAGAUGGCAAGUACAUAGCAAGUGGUGCUCUUGACGGUAUUAUCAACAUAUUCGACGUGGCUCAGGGCAAGUUGGUGCACACACUGGAGGGCCAUGCAAUGCCGAUCCGCAGCCUUUGCUUCUCACCAGACUCACAGCUACUGCUCACUGCCUCUGAUGAUGGACACAUGAAGCUUUAUGAUGUUGUACAUGCAAACCUAGCAGGCACUCUGUCGGGCCACGCGUCAUGGGUACUAUCGGUGGCGUUCUCUCCGGAUGGCAAACGCUUCGUGUCCAGCAGCGCCGACCGCACCGUUCGCGUGUGGGACCUCGACACCAUGCAGUGCCAGAAUGUCUUUAAGGAACAUAAUGAUCAGGUUUGGGGAGUAAAAUUCAAUGCUGAAAGUAAUAAAAUUGUAUCUGUAUCAGAGGAUAAGAGUAUAAAUAUUUACGAAUGUCCAUUAUAGCGUGUGUUUUUAUAAAUUAUGAAAUAAAAUAUUUUUAAGUAA
Messenger RNA from Pectinophora gossypiella (pink bollworm), 1285 nucleotides. RefSeq names its product WD repeat-containing protein 61-like. The transcript is spliced from 7 exons. Gene Ontology annotation, molecular function: protein binding. NCBI's taxonomy places the organism in Eukaryota, Metazoa, Arthropoda, Insecta, Lepidoptera, Gelechiidae. Bases 248 to 1243 code for a protein of 331 amino acids. Gene Ontology annotation, cellular component: Cdc73/Paf1 complex. The record is from RefSeq and is a predicted model, not a curated record.